Molecule: messenger RNA, 2159 nt
Organism: Platichthys flesus (European flounder)
Lineage: Eukaryota; Metazoa; Chordata; Actinopteri; Pleuronectiformes; Pleuronectidae
Gene: pycr1a
Product: pyrroline-5-carboxylate reductase 1a
Exons: 8
Coding region: 128-1093 (321 amino acids)
Biological process (GO): L-proline biosynthetic process
Molecular function (GO): pyrroline-5-carboxylate reductase activity
Source: RefSeq, a predicted model, not a curated record
UUCUCUCCGGGGGUACAGCAAAGGGAGAGAAGUCGGGUCCACGUUGACACUCAGGUGAGUCUGUGGAGCCUUCGCUGUGUUUCCUGGUUGUUCUGUGACCUCGGGGACGCCUCCAUAUAUUAGUAGAAUGAGUGUGGGGUUCAUAGGAGCAGGCCAGCUGGCCCACGCUCUGGUGAGAGGCUUCGCAGCAGCAGGCGUGAUUGCCACCCACAGAAUCACAGCCAGCUCCCCAGACACAGAUCUCCCCACAGUGCAGGGACUGAGGAAACUGGGGGUGAAUUUCACUACCAGCAACAAAGAGACGGUGAAAAGAAGCGACAUCCUCUUCCUGGCCGUUAAGCCCCACAUACUUCCGUUUGUGCUGGAUGAGAUCGGACCGGACAUCGAGGAUCGUCACCUUAUUGUGUCGUGUGCGGCGGGCGUCACCAUCAGCUCCAUAGAGAAGAAGCUGCUGCAGUAUCGCCCUGCUCCGAAGGUGAUGCGUUGCAUGACCAACACUCCAGUGGUGGUGCGUGAAGGAGCUACUGUGUACGCCACGGGCACCCAUGCAGAGGUGGAGGAUGGGAAGCUUCUGGAGCAGCUGAUGGCCAGUGUAGGAUACUGCACUGAGGUGGAAGAGGAUCUGAUUGACGCUGUUACGGGUCUCAGUGGCAGUGGCCCUGCUUACGCUUUCACAGCGGUGGAUGCGCUUGCUGAUGGUGGAGUGAAAAUGGGCCUCCCCAGGAGACUGGCUGUACGCCUCGGAGCCCAGGCCAUGCUGGGAGCAGCUCGAAUGCUGUUGGACUCAGACCAGCACCCUGGGCAGCUCAAGGACAAUGUGUGUUCACCAGGGGGCGCCACCAUCCAUGCCCUGCAUGUCAUGGAGAGUGGUGGAUUCCGCAGCCUGCUGAUUGAUGCUGUGGAGGCCUCCUGUGUUAGGACUCGGAAACUUCAGUUAUUGGCUGACCAGGAGAACAUCUCUCCAGCCGCCAUAAAGAAGACAACUCUGGACAAAGUGCUCCAGCAGCCCGGAGUGAACGUAGAGGCUGCAGGAAUCAAACGCCGUGCGAUCAGUUUCUUUAACAGCAGUAACCCCAGGACCGACAAGAACUGAAUCCGCACAAUUUAAUUUGAUUUGUCACAUCACUGACAAUCCAGGUUAAGCCCUCAGUAAAUGCUGUUAAUACACAACCACUGGCAGAUGGUCUCUGAAACAUAAGCUAAACUAAUGAAAUGUUGUCUAGAUAAAAAAAAAAAAACUCUGAAUUUGUGAUGAUACCCGAUGCAUGUUUAAAUCUUCCCCAUUUAAGGUUCAGUUCCUGUGCUAUCAAAUUAUUUUCCUUGGUGAGUUUAUGGACUUUAUGAUAUAUUAUGUUUCAUUAUCUGUGGGCAUUAAUGUUUUCCAAAUUUUCUGUCACUUGCUAUCUGUGGUAGUUUGAAAAGUACGUUUACUAGAUAGGGCAAGGUCUCACAUACUUAAAUGCGAAGCAAGUAUCGCAGGUCAUGUUGACCAAAGUUGAACUCAAUGCAAAACCACACCGAGGAUUUACUUUGCCACAGGAAGAAGAUGUGUUAUUCACCUCCUCGUAUGCACCGAUUUUGUGUGUCACCAUGGUCGUAACACGCAGUUAAUUAAGCGUUUGUUUCUGUGUUCCGCCAAUAUGUUACAUGAUGGUUGGAACAUGUUGUUGUUUUCAUUUUGGGGUCUAUGCCUCAUUCUGUUUGUGAACAUCACAACUAAGAAACAACUCAUACUAAAAAUCUCAUACUUCCACUGCAUUUGACCGCUGAUUACACUUUGGAUAAAUCUGUACAUCUAAUUUACGAGAAAUUGCUUCAACUCCUUAGCUAUUAAAAAUCACAAGUUUAAGGUGAUACCGAAAUAUGCUGUAGGCCUAUGCUCUAGCUCUUUGACUUGAUCAGGAGAAAACUGAUUUUUGAUUUGCAGUAUAAACUUUAUGCUGACACCAAUGUACCUCAUAUUCAGUGUUGUGCAUGAACGAACGCAAAAGAACGCGCUCAUUGAACGCGUCCACUUUUAUGAGAACGAUGAACUGAACGCAACUCAAUGACAAAUAAUGAAUUUGAACGGUGAACAUGUUCAUAUUGUAGCGUCCUCACGUAUAGACAACAGGAAACCUCUCUGUAUGUGUAACUUUAUUAAAGUACAGCGAACACGA